This is a messenger RNA of Porites evermanni, 4710 nucleotides long. Lineage: Eukaryota; Metazoa; Cnidaria; Anthozoa; Scleractinia; Poritidae. The record is from the annotation of a GenBank genome assembly.
AUGCCCGAGUGGAAGCCAGCAUAUCUUACCACCCCAGUGACUGCAUCAUUGAUUUUCCUAUCCGUCAUCAAUCUGCUGGUGUCUCCCUGUUCUAUACUUCUAAAUAUCCUUGUAAUAGUUGCGGUCAAAACAUCACCACGGCUGAAAACCAAUCACCACAUUUUGAUGGCGUCUUUAGCUGGAACCGACUUGCUGACAGGCGCCAUAUCGCAACCAUUGGUGAUAGCAGAAGAAAUAUACCUUCUCAAGGGAAAGUCCGUGAAUUCUUACUCAGUUUGCUUUCUGAGAAACGUUUCUGCGAUUACUGCUGUGACUCCUGUUAUUGCUUCUCUUCAACAUUUAGCGCUGCUAAGCAUCGAACGCUAUCUAGCGAUAACAUACCCUUUCAAGUAUCUGGAACUAAUCACCGAGCUUCGCUUGACUGCAAGUGUUGUGACUGUUUGGGCUGUGGCAACUUUGUUGACUGUUAGGACUUCCGUAUACACUGUUAACAAUGCCUUCAUCUUAAAUUUCCGCAGAGUAAUAAUGGUAGCCCGUAUUUCUAUCCUGAUCUUUUGCCAUUUUGCUGUUUAUCGAGAAGCUUGUUCUCAGAUUCUCAAAAUCGCGACUCAACAAAUCUCCACCGAGGCCAGAGAAGUGUUUUCAAAGGAAAAGAAAGCCCUGAACACUACAACAAUGGUUAUUGGAGUAGUUUUUCUUUCGUUUGUGCCUAUGAUAAUUAUUCGACCAGUUUUGAAGUUGCUGAUAGGUCCACCCGCUUGGAAGUUUGUUUUGCUGUACGCCUUUAAAUCACUUGUGCUUUGUAACUCAGUUUGUAAUCCGCUAAUUUACUGCACUAAAAACAAAGAGUUUCGACAAGCUUUCAAAAGAAUACUAGCCAGGCAAAACCAGAGAAAGACCCAAAGAAAAAACCAUUUUGAUCAAAUCUUUAAAAGAAAUAAGAGAAACCAGUGAAAUACUUUUCAAGGUUACUAUAAUAUGGCGAAAUUAUUGAUAGAAAGACUUUUUCCAAAAAAAUACCACGAUUGUGAUGUCGAUCGUUAUAUCCCAACUUUGUGUAAGUGUACGCUUAAUGUCAGGUGUCGAGGGAAACAGUUAGUUUUGUUUUCCCAAGAGUCCUGAUCGUUGCGAGAAAUUUUAGAGAGACAGCGGCAUGACGCGUGGGCAGAUGUAAUUUUUCUUUAGUUUUGAUAAAAUCAAUGAAAAAGUGUUUCCAGAGACGAAAUUGAUUAUUAUUUUGUUUAUUCAUUACAAAAUCAAAAUUUUUUUUACGACAGUUUAUUGUUGUGUUUCUGUCCAAAUGAUUCAGUACACAUUCUUUUCUUUUUAGUAAAUACUUUGGUACAAAUAAGGGAAGAAAGUGAUUUCAUAUCAGUAACGCUUUGUGUUCCACAUCCAAUUUCGUUGACAAACGUUUUGGACGGUGAAAAACUUCCCAUGCUUUAUUAUCCCUAAGCUCUCUAGAUGAGCCCUUUAGGCUCUUGGAGUAAAUUUUGUGAUAAAUAUUGUUUAUAAAGGUUUAAGAAGUCUCUUAAGUUACAACCUUGAUAAUAAACUUAAGUGUAAUCAGCAUCACUAUCAUGUAUCAAUCGAAAACUAGUUUAACUUCAAUGGGUCUCCACUGAUCUAAUGACACAAAGAAUGAAGUGGUCAAGAAUAAAGUGGUCAAAGUUAAAUGAUAGCUAUCAGUUUGGCUGUUUAUUUUAUAUAAUUUUGCCUUUGUUCAAGGAAUAACAUUACGAGUCGGUGUUGCAGUCGACGGUGACCAAAUGGUCAGAUUUAAGGAACGUAAAACAAUAUGGCGGCUCUAACGUAGCCUGAGAAAACAGCCAACAUUUGGCAACGCCAUCACUAGUUUCCCGCCAAAUGACGCCUGAGAAACGAGCGCAGAAAUUGCAUACUGAUGACGCGUCACUACCCAGAUCUGGGUAGUUAGCGGCCUCUGAUUGGUCGUGCCGCGUGGGAAAUUUGAUUCAACUAGGUUAGCUCUAAUGUAAUGAUUUCUUAAAGAAAAGGUUACCAAAAGACAGCGUUAAAAUCAAAGAGAUUCACUCAUAUUAAAAUAGUAGGUUUAUACGUUUAUUUAAACAACAUUUUCUCGGUGCCGUUUUGUAGUUCAGAGAGAAAAAUUUUUUUUAAAUCCAAAUUUACCGAGAAGAACAUAAAUUUGUACGGCUGCAAAACACUCCUGCAAAUUUGUAAUGACAAAACUCUCUGGGUUUUGCUCUUAAAAGUUGUCACUGAUUACUGAAAACUUCUUCUCCAACUCAAAGACACUUUUUCAAUGGCCUUUGAACAUUGUGUUGUUUGGCAGUGAGUUUCUCUUAAAGGGAUCAAAAAGGAGGCAUGAAAGUAACUCAACCUCUUAAACUAAUGGCUUUAAAUUGUCAUUUGUGCAGUACUCCUUACUUGCUAUUUUUCGGGUUAAUUUUCAGUUGCAAUUACCACUGUGACUAUCAUAUCUUCAAUUAAGUUUAGACUAUUUAUUGUUGUGGGAAUCGGUCAGCACGGAUUCAAGCACAUAAAAGAAAAUUAUAACCUAUCACCCUCUUGAGGUAAUGCUUUUCAAUUGUUAUUUCGGCUAGCAUUUAUUACUAACUUUUAGUCGUUGAAAAAUUGCACAAUAUCGAAAUCCAGGAACUUUAAUCCAACCGGAAUCAAUUAGCAAACUGUACAACAACGAAAUGUUUUGCCAAUUUUGUUAGUUAAUUACCGUUGUUAAGUUUUAAAUGCCACACUCUAUUAUAUCUUUGCAUAGCAAACUACCAAUUUUCUCAUUUUAGUCAGAACGUUACGCGCUAUUGUAAAAACUUGUCAUAAACUUUUGCCUUUCAAGGCUGGAACAAUCUUGGUAAGCUAUUCAUCCUGAAUGACAGUUCCAAACGGUUAUCCGGCUUUGGCUGAGCCAAAAAGUUCUGGUGGAAAAUUAUGAGGUACUCGACCAAAUAGGUUCCUGAGGAAAUGAACUAAAUAUGUUACAUUACUUUUAAGAAGUUUCAUUAAGUGACAACUCCAUCAACAAUUCAAAGCAUUUACCAAUAAGUGCAAUCAGCAUCGACAUAUGUAAGAAAACUAUUUGUUAUUCUCUACUGGAAAAAAUUACGUUGGACCUUUAUUAAAUGGCCACCCUUUGAAUACCCGUAAGUUGGCGCUUAAUGGCGACUUGGCCGCUCAAUAGAGGUUUGUCAUAAAUUAAUAUAACAUUAACGUAAUGGCUUUAGCAGAAACAUCGCACUUUAUCUUGAAACAAAAACGCGACGGGAUGCAGCAUCACUGGACAACAAUCGGUUUUCAACUUCCAUCUCGGACUGUAUUUUCCUUAUCAUAUUGGAGGCGUGUGUUGCCGAGUGGUUAACACCUCGAAUUCAGGAUCUGCAGGUCCGGGGUUGAAAGCCUCCCCCGUCGCGUUGUUUCCUUAGACAAGGAACUUUACUCCACUUUGUCUCUCUUCACCCAGGUGUAUAAAUGUGUACCGGUGACAUACUUCUGCGGGGUAACCCUGGAAUGGACUAGCAUCCCGCACAGGGGGAAGUAGCAAUACUCCAAGGCUUGCUUUGCUACAAAAACCAGAAAUAAGCUCCGGCCGUGUGGGCCUUUGGCUCGUGUGCGCCUUUACCUACCUAUUCUUGAAAUAAAGCUAAACAAAAUGUAUCAAGCACUUGAUGGCCGCCUAAUAAAGGUGACAACAAUGGAAGAACUCUCGUUGGGACGGUCAAAGAUGGCCGCGGCCGCUUGAUAGAGCUGGUCUUUUAAAAGACGUUUAAUUCCCCAUUCUAUUCUACAAUUAUCUCGGGACUUUGAUGACUGGCAGCUUAAAAGAGGGUGGUCGCUUAAUGGGUCUUAAUAGAUAUAGUUCCUUUAAAAGUAGUCCAAGUGUACGUCAUUCACCCGUAUAAAACAAACAUCAUCGCGAGUCGAUAUUGCAGUGGAUGGCAAGACUUUAUUUGAAAUUGUAAGGCCUUGAGCAUGAACUCUUCCAAGCAGACAUCGCAGUCAGAUUUGUCAUGCAGUCAGUAUGUCCACGAUGGAAUGCCUGAAUGGCAGCCAUCAUAUCUAACCACCCUAGUGACUGCAUCAAUGAUUUUCAUAUCCGUCAUCAAUUUGAUCGUGUCUCCUUGUACUAUGGUGUUAAAUGCCCUGGUUAUGAUUGCGGUCAAAACGUCGCCAAGACUAAAAAGCAACUACCACAUUUUGCUGGCCUCAUUAGCUGGAACCGACCUAAUGACUGGCGCGAUGGCACAGCCACCUGUUGUUGUAGAACAAAUAUAUCGCCUUUCUGGAAACUCGGCACAUUUCUACAAAGUUUGUCUCCUAAAUAACAUUUCAAGGAUCACCGGUGUAUAUUUUAUCACCGCUUCCAUACUACAUUUGAUGCUACUAAGCGUUGAACGCUACGUCACCAUAACAUAUCCUUACAAAUACCUCGAAAUUAUGACCAAGCGUCGCUUGAUUUCAAGCGCGGUUUUUGCUUGGUCGUUCGCAGCUUUGACUGUUGUGUUAUCUGUUAAAGACAUUUUCCCUUUCUCAUUUCGCGCCUUGUUAAUUGUAAUCAGUAUCUCUAUUCUGAUCUUUUGCCACAUUGCUGUGUAUCGAGAAACUCGCGCUCAGAUGCGUAAAAUAAAAAGUCAACAAGUCUCUAAGGAGGCCAGAGAAGUAUUUUUAAAGGAAAAGAAAGCUAUGAACACCACGAAAGUUAUUAUUGGAGUUGUU